This is a messenger RNA of Closterium sp. Naga37s-1, 2082 nucleotides long. The record is from the annotation of a GenBank genome assembly. NCBI's taxonomy places the organism in Eukaryota, Viridiplantae, Streptophyta, Zygnematophyceae, Desmidiales, Closteriaceae.
AUGCGUCAACUACGCAUUGGCGAGGAGGGGAAAGAAUGGGUGCGCAACCCGUCUCUCCCCAAGCGCUACACGGGGUUGACGUGCAAGAGCAUCCGGUCGAGCCUCAACUGCCAGAAGAACGGCCGCAAGGACACGGAGUAUCUCAACUACGAGUUUAAAAGCCCCGGAUGCAACAUCCAGAGGUUCGACCCGAAGGCGUUCCUGUCGAUGAUGCGCAACAAGGUGUUUCUGGGCGUCGGCGACUCGUUCAACCCCAACCUGCAGCACUCCGUGCGCUGCCUCGUCGAGAGCGUCGCUGCCACUAAGGACGUCAACGGCGCGCUCUUCAAGACGGGCCUCUCCGCGCAGGGCUACGUCGUGCCGCAGUACAACGCCACGUUCCUCACCAUCGCGUCCAGCUUCCUGGUCGACGCCACCCCCGUGGGAUCAGUGUCGAGCAGCAGUCCGUGGAAGGUGAAUCUGGACGUGCCCAGCAAGGAGUGGACUCCGUUUCUACGGCACUCGCACUACGUGGUGUUCUCUGCCGGCCACUGGUUCACCAAUUCUGGGAACCUGAGGCAGUGGUUUGUGAAGAAGCAGCAGCAGAAGGGCAUGACGUCAUCGGCAGCAAUGACGGCCGCAUACACGACAAUGCGCAACUACAUCGCGAGCUCCGGCUACACGGGCCUGCCCAUGGUGCUCACCUACACGGCCUCGCACUACGAGUCCGCGUUUGCUGCCACGGAUUCGGUGAAGGCAUGCAGUGGGGCCAAGGGGCCCAUGACCUCCAAGCAGAUGGCAUUUGCUUCCAAGAAAUCGGACGCGCUGGAAGGGAGGACCGCUGUGGUAAAGGUGUUCCAAGGAAACCCGACCUUCAAGAUUAUUGACGUCAGCAAGGCCAGCUUGAUGAGACCCGAUGCACACAUGGCGAAGUUCAGGGCGGGCACGUCGGACGAUGACUGCUCUCAUUUCUGUGUUCCUGGCGUCCCUGACACAUGUUCUCAUGUUGCUAUUGCGUUUGAGGCGCUGUCCUUGACGGGACCCCGUUGCCACGUGGAGGCCUCUAAUGCCACGUCGUCGGGUUCCGCGAACCCGUUGUCGCAAUGCGACCUGAGUGCCGGCCGCUGGGUGCGCAACCCGUUCGUGAAGCGCUACACGGGCUACAGCUGCCAGAGCAUUCGCUCGCAGCUCAACUGUGACCGGAACGGGCGCCCCGACUCGGAGUAUCUUAACUACGAGUGGAAAGCCCCCGGGUGCAGCAUCAAGAGGUUCAACACGGCAGCCUUUCUCAACACGGUGCGCAACAGGGUCUUCAUGUCGGCCGGCGACUCCUAUGCCACCAACCUCUACCACGCCCUGCGCUGCCUCAUCGAGACCACCACGAAAGUCCAAGACUACAGCACGAGCUCCGCGUUUGGGACAGGAGUGAAGGCGUCUGGCUUCAGCGUACCGUCGCACAACUUCAUCUUCCUCCGCCAGUCCACCAACUUCCUCGUCGAUUCCGAGCCUCAGGGCUCGGCAUCCAGCAAGGGCGUGUGGACGGUGCGGCUGUGGCAGGCGGAUUCCAAGUGGGCGAGGCUCAUUCCUCAUGUCAACUACGUGCUCUUUGCUACCGGUCAUUGGUUCACUAAUGCCCCGUCCAACACUCGGGACUACCGCAAUUACAACGGGAAGCAGAUUGAUAUCAACUCAAUGCAGGCCCUGCGCAGAGCGAUGAGGACGGUGCGUGAGGCGGUGCAAGCCGCCAACUUCCGCGGCAUGCCCCUGAUCCUCUCGUACACGGCAACACACUACCACAAGUCGUUCCCGCCGCAAGAUUCCAUGAAUGAUUGCAUGGGUGCCAAGUCGCCCGUGGGAGACAGCGUGGUGUCUUAUGCGGAAAAAAAUACUUUCUUCAUGAAAGCACGCAAUCAGCUGCGCUCGGUGAUGAGGAACUCGAGGUUCAAAAUCAUAGACAUCACGAGGGCUACACUGUACCGUCCAGAUGCACACUUGCAGAAGUACGGGGAGGAGUCAGAGGAUUGCUCUCAUUGGUGCGUUCCGGGCGUGCCCGACUCGUGGGCUGACAUCGUGUUUUCCUAUGUGACCGGCUCACUAGCGUGA